Engraulis encrasicolus (European anchovy) is the source of this 6282-nucleotide messenger RNA. RefSeq lists its product as uncharacterized. Bases 1 to 6282 code for a protein of 2093 amino acids. The transcript has 46 exons. The record is from RefSeq and is a predicted model, not a curated record. NCBI's taxonomy places the organism in Eukaryota, Metazoa, Chordata, Actinopteri, Clupeiformes, Engraulidae.
AUGUCCAUGUCCAGUUGUUCCGGAACAUACAACGUCUCUGCGUCUUUGCGCGUGCAGCAGCUGGAGACAGAGCUAUCCACUCAGUUGGAAGCCCUGAGAACAGAAAUAGCUGAGAACGGGUGUCUGCAAGGAGCAACUGCAAAGUCUUAUUGCUCUGUACAGAUUCCCAAAGACAUUUCAUAUUUUCGCGCGGAGAGAGAACAAACUCUGAAACGACUCCUGCAGGUCCCUGCUGCAACACCUCUUGUGUCCCAGGCUGAGAUCACCCAGCAUGAACUGCAGAGCUGCAUCAGUCGGGAAUACACACCUGAGAGUCUUCCUCUCCUGCUGCACCAGCACUACCUGGAUCGUGCCCACCAGUUGGCCUUGUGUAAGCACCUCCUAAUGUUAAGAUGGAGGAGAUUCUGUCGCCACUCUACAGUUUUAGAGCGGCUGUUUCCCUUCUACAAGGAUCAGAUGCAUCAGCUGAUGCAGGAAUAUGAGGAUGCGGUGCAGAGAGCACGCAGGCUGGCUGUGACCAGAGAGAGGCUCCUGACCAACAGCCAGGGCCCCAACGUUGCACUCUCCCAAGAUGAUGUAGUCAUAUACCUCCAGUGGCUGGUGACACACCUCCACUCCCUUAAGACCGUCCACAGCUUUCUACAGGUCCUCCAUUACCUCCCUGUAAGCGAGAGGAAACAUACAGAGUCACCAGCAUCUCAAGUGGACAGUGCUUCCCCUGCGAAACAGUUUGCAGGAGUGUCUUCAGCUAAUGGACUUCCUGUUCAUGUCUUGGAUAAGCAGCAGUUUCAGUCACAGCUUCAGCAUCUCCUCAGCCACUUCCAGCUACAGGCUAACAUCCAGGAUAUCAGGACACCUGCAGAGGAGAUGGAGCUCUUUAGACUGGUAUCCCAGGAGUUCGGUGUGAUCUUCAAGCAGCAGCAGGAGGGGAGGGCCUUGGUGCAGUACGACAGCACUGAGGCCGUGGAGAGGCAGCUGGGCAGGAGGAGCUGUGAGCCAGCGCUGAGGAAGGAAGCCAACUGGAUCCCCUUCAUUCAGAUAAGGCCUAAGAUUGACCCUUGGCAGCAGAAGUCCAUUACCAAACUGAAGGAGCAGAAUUUUUUGGAUGAGCUACUGCGGAAUCUGUCCAAGUCCUGUUGGUUGCCAGAUCCAGACCAAGCAGUAGAAUGUCUGAAGCAACACACUUACUCUGCGAUGAAGCCUGAGAGUGUGGAGCACAGCAGUGGAAGCAGAAACUCACAGAUAUGGACAAAUCUGUACAAUAGUGUUCCUACUCCACAGGAUUCAGUAGGAAAAUGCAGUGCAUCAUCUCUGAAGAAGCCAAAGCUUGGUACGAAUACUGAGCGAUUGGGUUUUGAGGAGUACCUGGGAGAUGGCGAUGUAGAGUGUUCUGAGUGCAGAGGAGCGUACCUCUCCCUGGUGCACCUGCGCUACCUCAGGAUCCGGGAGCUACAGGACGAGUGCCUUAAUAUGCAAAACUACAUGCGAUCUGUGGAGAGGACUCUGACCUUUGACCUGGCAGCUGUGGUGAUGGAAGGAGGGGAGCUGCGGAGCAGGAAGGAGGAGUGGGGCUGGAUGAGUGCUAUGCGGAGGGACGUAGGAGGACACAAGAGUGGCUCUAUAGGCUCCCACCACCAGAUCUACAGCACACCUGCAGACUACCAGGUCCACUGUUCAGAGUUCAUGGAGUUUCCUGAGGUGGAAAACCACCACGACUACUACAGUGGAGAGGGGCGAGGUGUUCGCACCCAGGACCAGCGGGGGCUGUUUGUGGUGUACGACGCCGCCCUGGAGGACCUACAGGAGCUGGAGCACACACUACUGCUCACCGCCUCCAACCUCAUCCAGACAUGGAGCACAAAGCAGUGUGUAUCUGAGGCGGGUCAGUCUCGGCUGGACCUGAACUCCUGGGCCUCCCCUGAGGUGGACCGCCUGGCUGUCUUGCUGGAUCUGUGGACGUGCGAGGCGGCAUUUAUGGAGAAUAAGAUGCAGCUGCUAAACUGCUACUUUGAGGCAUACCAGCAUGUAACCGACUGUGGCGAGAGGCUCGCUAUGGCCCAGGUCAUCACAGACAUCAUGCACCGUAGGCCUCGACUGCCUCAGGACGGUUACUUGGUCCAGGCCUACCACGACGAGAUGGCCUGUCUUCAGACACACCAGCAACUCAUCAAACACAUUCUGGACCGACAGAUAGAAGAGCAGCGUUGCUACCUGCGGCGAGUGUGGAGGAGAGGUGGAGGAGGUGCGGCUGCUCUGGGCUUUGGCCUGCCGCCAGACUACACCCCCAAACAGCCGGUCACUCUCUGUGGAGGCAGCCCUGCCCUAAAGAGUGUGCAUCUUCUGGAGGUCCACCCCUCUCUGUACCAAGCUCAGCAGGUGUACCAGGCCCUGAAUAAGGCCCACGCUGAGCUGUGCCAGUUGACUGGAGCCAAGGGAGCAUCAGAGCAGGUGGCCCUGGAACAGAGGGUCCUGAAGCGGGCACUGCACUACUGGCACACCCAGGCUUCACUUGGGGCCUCCUAUGGUCCUCAGAUACAGAAAGAUUUGUUUUCUGAGGUGUUUUUUGAGGAUCCCCUGCUGCUGAGAGACGUGGGUCUGAGUGUUCUGCGGUCAGCAGAGAACAAGGAGUUUAUGUCUGAGAAGGACAGACAGCUCCUCAGCGUGGAGACCUUCUCUAAGCUUCUAGAAGUGGUCACCGUACGCCAUCGACUGCUGGAGGCAGCCGUAGAGACAGAGUACCUUGCACAGUUGUACAAAGCCUUAGCUGUGGAACUGGGCUAUGAGGAGUUCCACCUGUACCUGCGGCCGGUGCAGUUUGAGUUUGCUGUGAUGAGGGACAUCCCCGAGCAGAGGCCCAUGUUCAUCACCGCGAUCCUGGAGGACAACUUCUGUGUCGACAGAUAUGCUCCCUCCAGUCUGCCUCUGGCCAUUCAGGAGCUGGAUGCCAACCACAUUGGCAGAUUCAGCUUUCACUCUCAGGAGGCAGUCAUACAACUCCUGUCGGGGUCAGAGCUUGAGAACCUGCAGGUGGCGCUGGCCUGCCAGGUGACGCACAAACACGCCCUGACGGCAGCCAUCAAGCAAGCCUCACUCUGCUACUGGGCUGAGGCCGCAUCACGACCACAGGAGGUAGGAUUGGCCCUACCGUGGCCUACUGGUAGGGCACUCGUCUACUAUGCGGCCGACCCGUGUUCGAUUCUGGCUUGGGUCCUUUGCCGACCCUUCCCCGUCUCUCUCCCGAAAUGGGCUGAGUUUUUUUUUUGUUCCAUCUUGAAGAUUCAGGAUCAGUCUGAAAGCAAAGAGCCACAGGACACCAAGAAGACCUCCAGUAGAGGCCUCCAGACGCCUGUCUCAGAGUCUAAACACAGGCUUGCAGGGUCAUUUGUGUCUCUUCAACUGGAGAAGACACGGCCUCGGGAUGAGAUGCUCAAUGCCUACAUUAAGAGGAGAGAGGCCACGGGCACCCUCAUGCAGAACCUGGAGGAAGCAGCGAAAGUCAAGAGAAAGCUGAUUCUGGAGUUCUGUUCCAAGUUUAGUGCGAGCAUGUCUCAGUACUGCAUCAGAGCCCAGAUUGUAGCUCUGUACCACAGCCUGUCAUCACUGCUCAGAGAGUUUCCUGCCAUCUGCCAAACUCACUUUAUGAUGGGCCAACCCAGCCAAGCAAAAUCUAACCAGGACGCCGAGAAGACACUUAGAACGGACCCCAGACGUCUACUGUCCGCUGAUGGGACUGUGCUCCUCAACCUGUGGUUCCUGCCCCACUAUGCAGAAACACUGCUCAUGUUCAGAGAUUUGGCAGAAAAGGCAUGCCAGAGGGCCCUCGAGCACACGCUGGAGAUUGCAUCUGCCCUCCAUGACAUUGUGUGCUACAGCGUCACCUUUGCUCGUUUGGGGAGCUCUGCAGCUCUCCUCGCCGCCAGCCAGAGCACGCUAACAGCUGACUGGGGUGGAACGGAGAGCAUCAGUACUGAGCUGUGGAACCUCCAGCAGCAGGUGGACUCUCUUGGUGACCAUCGCAGCCCAAAGGUCGUAGGUCAUCUGCUGCAGCUGCGCAGACAAGUGCUCUUCCUGCUCUUUGAUGCCGCCACACGUCACACGAUCAGAAAAACGUUCCUGUCCACUGGCAACAUAGGAGCCUAUCAGAGUGUCAGUGACAACAUGGGACACGCCCUCCCUUUGUUGAGUGACAGACUCACAGGAAGUGAGCAGUCCUGCGGACUGCCCCUCCCCCAGCCACUGGAUCCUCACAGCCCUCAGGCACAGAGGCUGUUCCCUUGGAGGUGGUUUGUGUCUCGGCAUGGACGUCAUCCCCUGGAUAUUUGGGAUGUUCCACCCAUAGAGUACUGCAUGCAGCUGUGUGUGAGUGGGCUGGGCGAGCGCAGUCGGCAGGUGGCCAAUGGGGAGCUGCUGGGCGUGUCCCUGCUUCUGGAGGAGGUGCUGAGUGGAGCGCAGGUGGCCCGGCCUCUGCAGCUAGACACGGAGACGAGGAGGAGCAAAGAUGCUGAUGCUGAUGCUGCUACACAACAUGACAACGUAACCCAGGGGCUUGAUGACGUUGCCAUACCUGAGGAUGGGGUAGGCAGCGCUGGGAAGAUGAAGAGGGACCCUGCCUUCGUCCUGGAGCAGCAGAGAGGCUUCCUGUUGCUGUGGAAACAGCUGGAGGUGCUGAAGGAGUGCUGGGGCUGCCACAGGCUGGGGGUGCAGCAGAUCCACAGCACCACCCUCUACCGACACUUCAACACACUCUACAGACAGGAGAUCCAGCUCCCCAGCAUGAGGGCCCUGGCCCAGCAGCUGGGCUGUGAGCAGCACUAUGAGGCAAUGCUGCUGCUGGACAGCCAGGCUCUGUUGCCCCCUGCUGGCGCCUCCGAGGUACAGCUGAAGACCUGGGAGCUGAUGAAGCUACUGGAGAGCACAGAGUGUGACAUGAUCAAAGCAGUGCAGUGGAAGAUGGCCAAAGAGAUGACACUGCUGAUGUCAGAAAGAGCACGGCAAGACACUGCCCUGCCUACAGAUGUGUGGAAGAGGGGCCCCAUGAAGCACUGCCCGACACCAGAGAGGCCGCUGGUAGUGGAAAACUUCGCCCAACAGCUGCUGUCUGGAGGACAGAUAUCUGGAGACCAGGUCACCUUCUCCAGUGGACACCUCCAGGAGUGUUUGAACUUCCUGCUGCGCGAUGUGAUUGGUCGAGAGCGUAGCAACUUCCUGUUCUACUCGCAGUUCUAUGAGCACCUUCUGCAGCUGGAGACGCAGCUGCUGCACCAAAGGGAACAGGAUGUGAAGAACCUGGAGGAAAAUCAGAUCCUGUCCAAUGACCCUCUCAACAAAGUGACUGGUGUGUGUCGGGGGCUGAUGGUGGAGGUGACGGCCCUGAGGUGCCGUCUGGUUCAUCUGGAGGAGGAGCACAGAGGCCUGAGGCAGCAGCUCACCCUUCAGCACAGGCAGCACUACGACACGCUGGUCAGACAGCUACUCACCACCUGCCUACAACUCAAGUCACGGCUGGAUGGUUACCAUCAGAAGAUGGAGGAGGACGUUCUGCAGAUGGUGGGUCGAGUCCGCAGGGAGGGAGUGGACAAAAUCACCAAGCUCCAGAAGAAGUACGACUCCUCUAGAGACCCAAAGGAGUUAGCUGACACCCUGGUUGAGAAAGAGAUGCAUCUUGACCUCCUCACAGAGAAUUCUCAGCAGAGGGUUGUGAUGAGGAAGCUACAGACUCUGGCUAAAUGGAGGGAAGCUACUGCCCUGGGGAAACUACAGCGGGAACUGCUGACCUCCAAACAGAGGGAGCUGUGUCGGCAGCUGUGCUGCAUGAGGGUGCAGAUGGAGAGUGAGCAGCAGGGGGCGCUGCAGCAGCAGGAGCUGGAGGCCCUGAGGGUCGCUAUGGAGACCAGCCAGAGGGAGGUGCACAUCACCAGGAAGCAGCUCAGCCAACAGAGCCAGCGUCUGCAGGAGGUGCAGCACAGCCGUGCCCAGGAGAAGCGCAUGCGUGGCCAGCUGCAGAGCUCCGGGCAGCAGAGUCUGCAGCGUCUGCAGGAGGAGGCAGAGGAGAGGGAGCGCCUCAUCAAGCAGCUGACCGAGCAGCUCAGCUCCGGGCGCAGGCACAGCCAGCUUCAGCAGCAGCACAGCACCAAAGAACUGCAGCAGGUGAGGAGUAAACUACAGCAGGAGCGUGGUCUAAAGCAGGAGGCCUUCCAGCUGGUCAGUCAGCUGCAGAGGCAGGUGAGCUCAGGAGGAGGAGGGAGGAGUCUACUCAGCUGCUCCGCCUCCACACCAGUAUAG